Messenger RNA from Cuscuta campestris, 1770 nucleotides. The record is from the annotation of a GenBank genome assembly. NCBI's taxonomy places the organism in Eukaryota, Viridiplantae, Streptophyta, Magnoliopsida, Solanales, Convolvulaceae.
GUCAGACCGUGAGGAUAGCCAGAACCUCUCCGUUCAUUCUUAUGGUUCUGGCGGCCGGUCUCCCACCUUUGAUUCCUCCUCUUCUUCUUCAUCCUCUGACUCUGAGCACCCGACUACUUCUCCACAGAAGAAGCCGGUUGAUGCAUCCACUUGCGCUCCCUCUUCUUCCGCGGCGCAAGUGGUCUCGGUUGCCCAGUCCGGGGACGAGGGCUUCAUUCAGCUAGACGAUCGGUUGCUCCAAGAGCAACCGUCGUACAUGCAGAAACCCUAAGUCCACGAACUGCGUAAUCUGAUGCCCGAUGGGUAUCAAUUGACCUACCGGGCAACGUGGAAGAGCAUUAUACCUCUCCACGCAGGCACGUCGAUUGGGAUCCAUUACCAUUCGAUCAAGGACUUGGGUGAGUUCUUUAUUCACCCAUUCAAAGUCCUUUUCCUUGAGACCUACGGGAUCAUGCCCGGGCAGCUGGCCCCUAAUGGUCACCGUUUGUUAGGCAGCUUCAUCAACGUCUGCCGGUUUCUUCGUAUUCCUCUUUCUCUUCGCCUCUUUGAUUAUAUGUUCGAUGUUCGGCCCGGGUCCAAGGAAACCCUUGGAUUCGUGGUGGUGUCUUCCCACCAAGGUCGAGCAUUCCUUUGUGGUCUUCCACCCUCUAACAAGAAGUGGAAGGAAAAAUAUGUCUGUGUCAAAUUCCCCCCGGGUGCCUUUCCUUUUGCCCAAAACGUCUGGGGGAAAAGAAUGAAGCGCCAGGUCAAACCAGCGGAGGCCGAUGACCUGGUUGCUUGGGAAGCCACUCUCCGGGCCGGGGAUGCCUCCACCCGCGGUCUGUACCACGUUGGGAAGUGGAGCGUCUACCCCGGCCGGGAGACCGACCCCGAACCGGAGAUUGUUCUGCCCGGGGUGAUCUACGAAGCCAUCCCCAUCCGUCAGGCGAGGGGAUCCAAAGCCCCAGCCACUACCAAUGCCGGUCCUUCAUGCCCGGCGAAGAAGAAGAAGGAGAAAGUGGUGAAGUUUCAGUCCAAGUUUGCCGUCCCCCAAAUUGUGGUUGAGGAGCCCUCCUCCGCUCAGCCACUCACUCCUCCAUCCAGCCAGCCACUCUUGCUGGAUGAGCAGCCGGCCCAGUCUCACCAAGGGACCAGCCAGCCGAUUCACUCGGGGGAGAUCUACUUCAACGUAGACACCUUCGAGUUUGACAAUCUGAUGGGUGAGACUGGACAUACGUCCCAGGCGGGGGUGGGAGACCGGCCCAAUGAGGAAGGGGAAGCCAAGGAGGAGACUUCGGGGGGGUCCCUUCAACGGAAGAAGCGGAAGACUGGGGAAGUCGGCCGGAUCGGGGAGGAGUACUUCGCCCGGCUGGUGAAGUCGAUGGAUGAGAAGGCCCGGAUGGAGGCCAUGAUGGUCGAAUGCCGGAAGGAAGCCCAGGCUGCCCGGGCCAAGGCAGAGAAGAUAGAGGCCAAAUGGACAGAGCACUGUGCGGUUUACCGCCAGCUCUAUGCCAAGCACGACGGUCUCCUCAAGGCUGCGAAAGAGGCCGAUGAGCAGGCCCAGGCCAAGAUCAAUCAGCUGGAGGCCGAAAAUGCCCGCGUUGCCUGACCGGGAGACUGCCAUCCGCUUCUUCCAAGGCUUGUACAAGUACGAGGUCUCGGUCGGGAUCGUCGACGAAAUCGGAACGUACGGCUUUGAAAGCGCCCAGUACUCGGAGCGGAAGGCCCUCUACGGCAUCCUUCAGCAGAGGAUCCAAAGUUUUCAGCCAAAGGCUCUUUCUCUGCCCAAGC